Prunus armeniaca (apricot) is the source of this 2490-nucleotide messenger RNA. The record is from the annotation of a GenBank genome assembly. NCBI's taxonomy places the organism in Eukaryota, Viridiplantae, Streptophyta, Magnoliopsida, Rosales, Rosaceae.
AUGCCUUACCAGAUCCCAAAGGAUUCAUUGAUAGAAUUAUCUAUGCCAACUCAAAACUUGGACAAGAAAUUUUUCAGUCAAAGUUCUGUCCAGUCAAUGCCUCUCUAUACUACUAAUUGUAUGUCGUGGAAUCCAAUUGAACGAGAAAUUCCACAAUCUUCGUCCAAGGAUGCAAGCUUUAAAGUGGAAUUUAUGCCACAAGUUCAUCACGAUGCAAAGCAUUUAGGACUUCAACUGCUACCAGACCAGGGAUCAUCAUCCACAACACAAACAAUUAGCCAAUCUCAAGAUCGAUGCAAUUCAUCAGAAUCUGGUGAAGAUGAAAUAUGCGGCAAGGGUGUUGAAGGGCAAAUGAAGCCAGUUUAUUUGCUGAAUAAUCUAGAUCUCAUGUCAAAUCCUUCUCAAGUUGGUUACGGAAAUUUAAUGGGUCGUGUACCAUAUCCUUAUGCCGAUCCUUACUUCAGUGGGUUCUUGGCUGCAUAUGGACCACAGGCUAUGAUGAUCGCACCUACCCGAGUUCCAUUGCCUCUUGAUCUGGCAGAAGAUGGACCCAUCUAUGUCAAUGCGAAACAGUACCAUGGCAUCCUCAGAAGGAGACAGUCUCGUGCAAAACUAGAGGCUCAAAACAAACUUCUCAAAGCUCGAAAGCCGUACCUCCAUGAGUCUCGCCAUCUUCAUGCCCUGAACAGGGUAAGGGGCUCUGGUGGACGUUUUCUCAGCACAAAGAGGCUCCAACAAUCUGAUCAGAACCCCUCCAGUAGCACCCAUGAUGUUCCGGACUCCGUCAACUUACAUCAGAAAGAUACACAGGACACAGAAAGUCAUCACUUGGGAAGCAGUGAAUUCGUCACUGCUGUUGCAACCCACUCAGACAUAGCAAGUGUUUCCCAUACCAAUGAUAUCUUUCGGCAGCAGGAUCACAGGUUCUCAGGCAUCCCUUCCCACAUGGGUGGAGCCAUGCAAUUCCGCGGGGGGCUUAUGCGUGCUGGAACCCAGCAUUAUGCUUCAGUUGUCCGAUUCCAAUAUUCUCAUUCCUAUGAGCAGUCCUUUGCAUUCUUGCGGGUAAUUCCUUGCAUAAGAUUGGAUCUUGAAACAGAAGGAAAUUUGGGCCGGUUCAAUGUUGAAACUCAGGUUCAAGGCCAUGGAUGUGGACUUGCGCUACUUCCAAUGAAGCCUUCUUAUGAUCCCGUCAUCUUUUCACUUCAAAAGAGAGUAGUUUUUCCCAAGUUGGAAUUCUCCUUCCUAUUCAUAAACAUUAAAAAAAAAGGAAGGGAAGCUUUGAUUGAUUCUGAGGAGUUUACGAUGGAGUUGUUGGAAGAGCCUUAUAGCAUUGACUGGUGGUUCCCUUAUAUGGGAUGGGACAAGAACUUUGUUACUAGUUAUGGUCCCCAUUACACAAGUUGGAGACGGAAAUUAGAGGAACCCAAAGCCAAGCCCAGCAAGAGCAAAGCUUCACACAAAGCAAAAACCAUGGUGACGUACGUGAGCGCGCUGCUGUACGGUGUUGGAGGUCUGGUUGUGGCGGGCAUGGCAUUGCUUGUGGCCCUCCAGGAGAAGCUCGUCUACGUGCCCGUCUUGCCGGGUCUCACCAAGUCCUACCCGAUAACCCCGGCCCGGCUCCGGCUCACCUACGAGGACGUCUGGCUCCGAUCCUCCGACGGCGUUCGGCUUCACGCUUGGUUCAUCAAGCUCUUACCCGACUGCCGAGGUCCAACCCUUUUGUUUUUCCAAGAAAAUGCUGGAAAUAUUGCGCAUCGCCUUGAAAUGGUCCGCAUAAUGAUACAAAGGUUGCAAUGCAAUGUGUUUAUGCUUUCAUAUCGAGGUUAUGGAGCAAGCGAAGGAUAUCCUUCUCAGCAUGGGAUUACAAAAGAUGCUCAAGUUGCGUUGGAUCAUCUUUAUCAGAGGACUGACAUUGACACAUCUAGAAUAGUAGUCUUUGGAAGGUCACUUGGUGGCGCAGUUGGAACUGUGGUUACUAAAAAUAACCCUGAUAAGGUAGCUGCACUGAUAGUAGAAAACACUUUCACAUCUAUUUUGGACAUGGCUGGAGUUUUACUGCCUUUCUUGAAGUGGUUUAUCGGAGGCAGUAGUUCAAAAGGUCCUAAAGUACUUAAUUUCCUUGUACGUUCUCCUUGGAGUACAAUUGAUGUCAUUGGCGAGGUUAAGCAGCCAAUCCUCUUUCUCUCUGGCUUGCAAGAUGAGAUGAUUCCCCCGUCCCAUAUGCAAAUGCUGUAUGCCAAAGCAGCUGCUCAUAAUAGGCGAUGUGUUUUUGCGGAAUUUCCUACUGGCAUGCAUAUGGAUACUUGGCUCGCUGGUGGUGAUCAUUAUUGGAGAACGAUCCAGGAGUUUCUUCAACAACAUGUUCAAGAGAAAAAAGAUGAUGAAUCAUCUAACAAUGAUAUUGGUAAGAUUCUGGGUAAUGAAAUAUUCCAAAACCUUACACAGUCAGAGGCACACACAAAAGAUGAUUUCUGGCUGAGUUCCAACUAA